AUGCUGCUUAAACCGGCCACACCGCUUACUAUCCUCCUUCUGAUCGCAUUUGCCCUUCUCCUCAUCUCCGUCCUCUCGACUCCGAUUGUCAAAAGCAUACCGCUGGCUACCUUUGAGAAUGUCGACUACGGUGUUUUCGGUUACUGCAAGGGUGACCAGUGUACCAGCAUCCAUGUUGGCUAUGCCGACGAUAAUAUCAUCCCGACAAACACGAGCAGCAGCGAGUUCAACCUCCCCCCUAGCACUCGGAAAUCGCUUUCGGCCAUCUUGAUUGUUCAUCCCAUCGCGGCGUUUCUCACUCUCAUUUGUCUAUGUUUAGCAGCAGCAGCACACUUUCACGGCCCGUCGCAUUCACCGCGCUAUCUUUUGGCCUUGCUGAUCCUCCUUCUCCCUACUCUCCUCGUGUCUCUUCUCGCUUUCCUUGUCGAUAUCUUGCUGUUCGUUCCGCAUCUCGAGUGGGGAGGAUGGAUCGUGCUCGUGGCCACCAUUUUGCUUGUCACUUGUGGCGUGGUCACAUGCGCAAUGCGCCGGACACUUGUGAGCCGUAAGGCGAGAAAGAGACGCAUCGCAGAGAAUGCUGAAAUGAGUGGGGAGAACUUCUACAAUCGCCAGAACGCAGCAGCGGCAGCGGCAGCAGGAGGCUUGAGUCAGCCUGAGAGCCUCAAUGUUGACGUCAAGGAGCCGGUUGUUACCGGCUCUCCUCCUACAUCUGAUGUCACGCCCACAUUCGCUACGUUUCGCACGACAACCCAUGAUAGCGACGACGAUCGUGCGCCUUUGAACGCCCGCAAUCCAUCUAGUGAUGCUGCAAUGCCUCCUGGUCAAUAUGCCAAUAUGCGCGGCGACGUGAUGGCCUACAACUCUCCACCGGAUCAUAUCGAGAACCACGGGCCUGUUCAAGGACCAGGGCCACGGAUGCGCCCCGGACCCCCCGAUGGUCGACUUCGCAAUCAGUAUUCCGAUGGCAGUAUGGGUUCGCGACGCGGUCCCCCUCCUCCAGGAUUUGCUCCGCGUGGACGUGGUGGAUAUGGCCCGCGAGGAGGCUACGGUCGUGGGAACUAUCAUGGGCCUGGACCACGAGGACCUACUCCGGGGGGUCCAGGAAGAGGUGGACAUCCAUCGGCAAUGGGACGAGGCUACCGAGAACCUCCUCAGCCAAUUGGAUAUGGUCCUUCACCUGGGCCUCGGCCGACCGCGCCUCUCGAGGAUGAAUACGACUAUCGUGGCCCAGCGCCUUCAGCGGGUGCUCAUCGACAACCAUCCCCGGGUCCGAUAGGAAUGGCCGUUUCUGCGGAUUAUGAGGCGGCUGGACAAGCUAUAGAAAUGCAGCCGCAGCCAAAACGCCUAGACUCAGCUAAUACUCUGCCGCAUGAGGUGAUGGUCGAUUCCCAACCACAUGCCUUGUCAGCCGAUGGGUAUCCCGAACCCAUCAGUCCCUCAAGCCUUUAUAGCCGGACUCCAUCGUACAAUCAUCCGCGCGCUGGCUGGGCCCAAGCUGAGCCCGCCGCUCAUCACUCACCCUCGCCUAUGCAUGCGUACGGUUCUACGCAGCGGCAUGCUCGCUCCCCUUCAACUGAUUACUUUGAAGAUGCGGAUCCUCGAUUCGCAAAUCCCAAUGAGUCAGCAGUAGGUAACACACGGUUGCCUCCUGCUCUGACACCGGGUGCUAUCGGUGAGCGGAAACCGACGGAUGAUUCGGCUGAGGCCCCUAACUCACCCACUACUAGCGAAGUAAGCCACUUCACAUCCAUCUCUCAGCGGCCCAUCAAUCCUCGCUGGCGACCACCACCCGUUCCAGCUCAACAGAAACAUGAUGUGCUACUGGAGAAUAAUCCAGACUUUGACCUUCGGGCGGGCGCCGGGAGAGGAGGGCUUGCCGGAGCAGGAAGUCGAAUGCCGCCUUUGUCCAUACCCCGAGACGCCUCAAGAUACCCACUUCCAUGA
Messenger RNA from Aspergillus homomorphus CBS 101889, 1944 nucleotides. RefSeq names its product putative pH signal transduction protein PalI. The coding region runs from base 1 to 1944 and encodes 647 amino acids. Gene Ontology annotation, cellular component: plasma membrane; cell division site; growing cell tip. NCBI's taxonomy places the organism in Eukaryota, Fungi, Ascomycota, Eurotiomycetes, Eurotiales, Aspergillaceae. The transcript is spliced from 3 exons. The record is from RefSeq and is a predicted model, not a curated record.